Juglans regia (Persian walnut) is the source of this 1874-nucleotide messenger RNA. RefSeq names its product serine hydroxymethyltransferase, mitochondrial-like. Lineage: Eukaryota; Viridiplantae; Streptophyta; Magnoliopsida; Fagales; Juglandaceae. Gene Ontology annotation, cellular component: cytoplasm. The coding region runs from base 115 to 1662 and encodes 515 amino acids. Gene Ontology annotation, molecular function: glycine hydroxymethyltransferase activity; zinc ion binding; cobalt ion binding. The record is from RefSeq and is a predicted model, not a curated record. Gene Ontology annotation, biological process: tetrahydrofolate interconversion; folic acid metabolic process; L-serine catabolic process. The transcript has 16 exons.
CCCGCAUAAUUUAUAAAAUAAAUUGAAAGAUUUGCUGUUCAGUCCUCACCAACAACCCACCCAACAGGCCAUUUCCAAACCGAAUCAGAACACCAGAAAUCUCUCUCUUGGAGGAUGGCAAUGGCAGCGGCAAUGGCUCUUCGCAGAGUCUCCUUCUCCAUUAAACACCCUAUUCGACCGUUCGUCUAUCACAUGUCCUCUUUGCCCAACGAGGCAGUAAAGGAAAAGGAAAAGGGUCAUGCUACUUGGAUCAAGCAAUUGAAUGAUCCGUUGGAGGUCAUCGAUCCGGAAAUUGCUGACAUCAUCGAGCUCGAGAAAGCUCGGCAAUGGAAGGGGCUUGAACUCAUACCUUCGGAGAAUUUCACGUCGUUGUCAGUGAUGCAAGCUGUUGGAUCUGUAAUGACCAACAAAUACAGCGAAGGGUAUCCUGGAGCUAGAUACUACGGAGGAAACGAGUAUAUUGACAUGGCUGAGUCCUUAUGUCAAAAGCGUGCGCUAGAAGCUUUUCAUCUGGAUCCUACAAAAUGGGGAGUCAAUGUGCAAUCACUAUCCGGAUCCCCUUCAAACUUUCAAGUUUAUACUGCAUUGUUGAAACCUCAUGAGAGAAUCAUGGCUCUUGAUCUACCUCAUGGUGGGCAUCUUUCCCAUGGAUAUCAGACUGACACAAAGAAGAUAUCUGCUGUGUCUAUAUUCUUUGAGACAAUGCCAUACAGAUUGAAUGAGAGCACUGGUUAUAUUGACUAUGACCAGUUGGAGAAAAGUGCAACACUUUUUAGACCAAAACUAAUAGUUGCUGGUGCAAGUGCUUAUGCACGCCUUUACGAUUAUGGACGCAUCCGCAAGGUAUGUGACAAGCAGAAAGCAGUUCUGCUAGCUGAUAUUGCACAUAUCAGUGGAUUGGUUGCAGCCGGUGUCAUUCCAUCUCCUUUUGACUAUGCAGAUGUUGUGACAACAACAACGCACAAGUCCCUUCGUGGCCCACGUGGUGCUAUGAUUUUCUUUAGGAAGGGGUUGAAAGGGAUUAACAAACAAGGGCAAGAAGUGUUGUAUGAUUAUGAAGACAAAAUCAAUCAGGCUGUCUUUCCUGGACUUCAAGGUGGUCCACACAAUCAUACCAUAGCUGGUUUAGCAGUUGCAUUGAAGCAGGCCACAACUGCAGAGUUCAAGGCUUAUCAAGAGCAAGUUCUUUGUAAUUGCUCACAAUUUUCACAGAGUUUGUUAGAGAAGGGCUAUGAACUUGUCUCUGGUGGAACUGACAACCAUUUAGUGUUGGUGAAUUUGAGAAACAAGGCCAUUGAUGGGUCAAGAGUAGAAAAGGUUUUGGAAUCAGUUCAUAUUGCAGCCAAUAAAAAUACUGUUCCUGGGGACGUUUCUGCCAUGGUUCCUGGCGGCAUUCGCAUGGGAACCCCAGCUCUCACAUCUAGAGGGUUUGUUGAGGAGGAUUUUGCAAAAGUAGCUGACUUCUUUGAUGCAGCCGUGAAGUUGGCCUUGAAAAUCAAGGCUGAUUCUAAAGGAACAAGGUUGAAGGAUUUCGUGACGACCAUGCAAUCAGAUGCGCACAUUCAAUCUGAGAUUGCAAAGCUCCGGCAUGAGGUUGAGGAGUAUGCUAAGAAAUUCCCAACUAUUGGUUUUGAGAAAGAAACAAUGAGAUACAAGGACUGAAGAAAAGGAUGUUUCCUGCGCAAGAUGUACUCGGUGCUGGAUAGGCCGUCAGUGUCUACAUCAAAAUAUCCUCAGUAUUUAGUGAAGAGAGAAAAGCAUUGGAGCGUGUUGAGCUUUCAUCUAUAUAUAAUUUAGAAAAUGAACUUUUAUGCAAAUGUAGAUUAAAAUUCUAUUAGCUGAUGCUUUGCAAAUAAUAAACAUUGAUUCUUGAA